Salvelinus fontinalis (brook trout) is the source of this 2828-nucleotide messenger RNA. Its product is annotated as frizzled-1-like. The record is from RefSeq and is a predicted model, not a curated record. Gene Ontology annotation, molecular function: Wnt-protein binding; Wnt receptor activity. Gene Ontology annotation, cellular component: plasma membrane. Bases 305 to 1960 code for a protein of 551 amino acids. NCBI's taxonomy places the organism in Eukaryota, Metazoa, Chordata, Actinopteri, Salmoniformes, Salmonidae. The transcript has a single exon. Gene Ontology annotation, biological process: canonical Wnt signaling pathway; non-canonical Wnt signaling pathway.
AGUAACCUAUCAUCUGUUUCAAGGCUCCUCCCUCCGUGAAUAUUGGGAGACUAGAAACCGAACAGUCAAACAGACAGUUGGAGACAGAUAAUGGCUACACACUGAUAACAGACGGAUUUAAAAUCUCUUGUGAGUAGCCGAGCUAAAUUUUGGAAGCCACCACCUCGGCAAACAUAUAAAGUAACGUAUGUCGCCUGUCAUAGGAACAGUACAGUCGUGUAUGCUUUUGUUUUAUCCUGGAAAAUAAUCCAGUGGUCUCGAGUCUACUCGCGGUUAGAAAGUGGCGUGUUGGAAUUUAUCUGGAAUGGGGAACGACAAAGUUUGUAGGAUGUUUUCCCAUUUGCUGGUUCUGAUUAUUUUUGCACUUUUACCGCAAGCAGAUGGUCAGUAUGGUGAGCGUGGAAUGUCUGUUCCUGAACAUGGCUUUUGCCAACCUAUUUCCAUUCCUCUCUGUACGGAUAUUGCCUAUAACGAGACUAUCAUGCCAAAUUUAUUAGGGCACACCAACCAAGAGGACGCGGGGCUUGAAGUGCACCAGUUUUAUCCGCUUGUGAAAGUUCAAUGCUCUCCUGACCUGAAGUUUUUCCUCUGUUCCAUGUAUGCUCCCGUUUGUACGGUGCUGGAACAAGCACUGCCUCCGUGCCGCUCGCUCUGCGAGAGAGCGAGGCAGGGCUGCGAGGCUCUGAUGAAUAAAUUCGGCUUCCAAUGGCCCGACAGCCUCGCCUGUGAAUCUUUCCCUGUUCACGGAGCGGGUGAGUUGUGCGUCGGGCAAAACGUGUCUGAUAGAAGCGCUCCUAUUAAUCCUACAUCGGAUGUAACAGAAUCACCUUAUGGGCAGCAUAGGACUGUAAAGGGACAGUUUAGAUGCCCAGUUGCAUUGAAAGUACCCCCCUAUUUGAACUACCGUUUUCUUGGGGAGGAGUAUUGUGGUGCACCUUGUGAGCCCUCAAAACCCCAUGGCAUGAUGUACUUCGAUGAGGACGAGUUGAAAUUCGCCAAGAUAUGGAUUGGCAUAUGGUCUGUGUUAUGCUGCGCGUCCACUCUGUUCACGGUUUUGACCUACUUGGUUGACAUGCAGAGGUUCAGCUACCCAGAGCGACCCAUCAUUUUCCUAUCAGGCUGCUACACUAUGGUGUCAAUAGCCUACAUCGCUGGCUUCUUGUUGGGGGACAAGGUGGUAUGCAACGACCGCUUUGACAGCGACGUCAAAACGGUCGUCCAAGGCACCAAAAAGGAGGGUUGCACCAUUUUGUUCAUGAUACUUUACUUUUUCAGCAUGGCCAGCUCCAUCUGGUGGGUCAUCCUAGCCUUGACGUGGUUCUUGUCAGCCGGGAUGAAGUGGGGUCACGAGGCCAUCGAAGCCAACUCGCAGUACUUCCACCUGGCGGCAUGGGCGGUACCUGCCAUCAAGACCAUCACCAUCCUGGCGGUGGGGCAGGUGGAUGGCGACGUUCUGAGCGGCGUGUGCUACGUGGGCAUUAACAGCGUGGAUGCUCUCCGAGGCUUCGUUCUGGCGCCGCUCUUCAUCUACCUCUCCCUGGGCACCUCGUUCCUUCUGGCAGGCUUCGUGUCGCUCUUCCGCAUCCGGACCAUCAUGAAGCACGACGGCACCAAGACGGAGAAACUGGAGAAGCUCAUGGUGCGCAUCGGUAUCUUCAGCGUGCUCUACACGGUGCCCGCCACCAUUGUCAUCGCAUGCUACUUCUAUGAGCAGGCAUUCAGGGAACAGUGGGAGAAGAGUUGGGUGAGUCGGACGUGUAAAAACUACGCCGUGCCCUGCCCCGGGCACCAUCACCCGCAGAUGUCGCCAGACUUUACCGUCUUCAUGAUCAAGUACCUGAUGACGUUGAUCGUGGGUAUCACCUCUGGCUUUUGGAUUUGGUCGAGUAAGACGCUGAAUUCGUGGAGGAGAUUUUAUACGAGACUGGCGAGCAAUACACAGGGUGAGACGACAGUGUGAGACCUUAUACUGUUUGUUAUCCCCUGAACAUAUCACAGAUACAUGAAUUGAAGAAAAGGCUACUGGGACACACUCAAACGAAAAAAAUGUAAAUACACUUCUGGAUAUUUUUGUAUGUAUAUUUGUAUUUAAAAAAGACCACACAUUUGAUUCUCAUCAAUCACACUUUGAUCUAAAAGGAAGAAAAGCUCUUAUCUAGUUCAAUUAGGAGUCAACAAGGUUCUGUUGGACUUUUGCUGUAUUUUAUGGGUCAUAAUGAUCUCAAAAUCAGUCCGUAAUCUGUCCACUAUUUCAAACCUGGAAAUUGGCCACUUUUUAUAGUUUAUUCUCGUUUCUAUUGACAUCUUUGUUUUACCAUGUGUUUUCAGGGGAUGUUUGAGCAUUCAUUUGUCUCUCCCCAUGUGUGUUUUGGGGAAAUUUUACCAUUACAGUGAAUGCAGACUGCUCCAAAGAAAUAUUGGAUUAGGGGUUGAGAUCUAUAUCCCAAUGUGUUAACAAAAAAGGCCUGUCGCUAUUGAACUAUUUUGAAUUUAGCACUCAUUCAAAAGCCUUUUACUUAAGGGGAUAGCUUCAAAAUGAUUACUUUCUCUACCCACAAGCUAUACAACUGGAAUUGACUUUGACAAUAAUGGAAUGCUCAGUCCAGCGCCUUUGUUUUAAUGAAGAGUGUAUGGGUGGCGUAAUUGUGUUUGAAGUCCAAUAAGCCAGCUGUCUACACAAUUAUCCAACAGCUGUUGAUCAACCUCUUUCUAGUCACCAAGGGAUUGUUCUCUGGUGACUUCAAGCACAUUAUUCUGCUUAAAUGGGUGAAAAUGUACUAAUACCUCACCCCACAUGGCAUCCUUGAAUAAAACAUUCUCAACUUUAA